This is a messenger RNA of Lethenteron reissneri (Far Eastern brook lamprey), 4815 nucleotides long. RefSeq names its product zinc finger protein 91-like. NCBI's taxonomy places the organism in Eukaryota, Metazoa, Chordata, Hyperoartia, Petromyzontiformes, Petromyzontidae. Gene Ontology annotation, biological process: regulation of transcription by RNA polymerase II. Gene Ontology annotation, molecular function: RNA polymerase II cis-regulatory region sequence-specific DNA binding; DNA-binding transcription factor activity, RNA polymerase II-specific. The record is from RefSeq and is a predicted model, not a curated record.
AUGGAGCAAAGUCAAGUGCAGUGUGUGUGUGGGAAGGCAUUUUUUGAUUCAUCUACUCUUAAACAACACCAGAGAACACACACAGGAGAGAAACAUUUUAAGUGCAGUGUGUGUGGGAAGGCGUUUGCAAAGUCAUCAAUUCUUAAAUCACACCAGAGAACACACACAGGAGAGAAACCUUUCAAGUGCACUGUGUGUGAGAAGGCGUUUGCACGGUCAUCCAUUCUUAAAUCACACCAGAGAACACACACAGGAGAGAAACCUUUUAAGUGCAGUGUGUGUAAAAAGGUGUUUGCACAGUCAUCCAUUCUUAAAUCACACCAGAGAACACACACAGGAGAGAAACCUUUUAAGUGCACUCUGUGUGGGAAGGCGUUUGCAAUGUCAUCAAAUCUUAAGAUCCACCAGAAAACACACACAGGAGAGAAACCUUUUAAGUGCACUCUGUGUGGGAAGGCGUUUGCAAAGUCAUCAAAUCUUCAAACCCACCAGAGAACACACACAGGAGAUAAGCCCUUCAAGUGCAAUGUGUGUGGGAAGGCAUUUUUUGAUUCAUCUACUUUUAAACAACACCAGAGAACACACACAGGAAAGAAACCUUUCAAGUGCACUGUGUGUGAGAAGGCGUUUGCACGGUCACCAGAUCUUCAAAGACACCAGAGAACACACACAGGAAAGAAACCUUUCAAGUGCACUGUGUGUGAGAAGGCGUUUGCACAGUCAUCACAUCUUCAAAGACACCAGAGAACACACACUGGAGAGAAACCCUUCAAGUGCACUGUGUGUGAGAAGGCAUUUUCAUGGUCGUCAUAUCUUCAGACCCACCAAAGAACACACACAGGAGAGAAACCUUUUAAGUGCAGUGUGUGUGGGAAGGCGUUUGCAAAGUCAUCAAUUCUUAAAUCACACCAGAGAACACACACAGGAGAGAAACCUUUCAAGUGCACUGUGUGUGAGAAGGCGUUUGCAUGGUCGUUUAUUCUUAAAUCACACCAGAGAACACACACAAGAGAGAAACCCUUCAAGUGCACUGUGUGUGAGAAGGCAUUUUCAUUGUCAUCAUAUCUUCAGACCCACCAGAGAACACACACAGGAGAUAAACCCUUCAAGUGCAGUGUGUGUGGGAAGACAUUUUUAGAUUCAUCUGCUCUUAAACAACACCAGAGAACACACACAGGAGAGAAACCUUUUAAGUGCAUUCUGUGUGGGAAGGCGUAUGCAAAGUCAUCAAAUCUUCAGUCCCACCAGAGAAUACACACAGGAGAUAAACUCUUCAAGUGCAAGAAACCCUUCAAGUGCACUGUGUGUGGGAAGGCGUUUGCACAGUCAUCAACUCUUCAGACCCACCAGAGAACACACACAGGAGAGAAACCUUUUAAGUGCAGUGUGUGUAAAAAGGUGUUUGCACGGUCAUCCAUUCUUAAAUCACACCAGAGAACACACACAAGAGAGAAAUCUUUUAAGUGCACUCUGUGUGGGAAGGCGUUUGCAUUGUCAUCAAAUCUUAAGAUCCACCAGAGAACACACACAGGAGAGAAACCUUUUAAGUGCACUGUGUGUGAGAAGGCGUUUGCACAGUCAUCAAAUCUUAAGACCCACCAGAGAACACACACAGGAGAUAAGCCCUUCAAGUGCAGUGUGUGUGGGAAGGCAUUUUUUUAUUCAUCUACUCUUAAACAACACCAGAGAUCACACACAGGAAAGAAACCUUUCAAGUGCACUGUGUGUGAGAAGGCAUUUUCAAGGUCGUCAUAUCUUCAGACCCACCAGAGAACACACACAGGAGAUAACCCCUUCAAGUGCAGUGUGUGUGGGAAGGCAUUUUUUUAUUCAUCUACUCUUAAACAACACCAGAGAACACACACAGGAGAGAAACCUUUUAAGUGCACUUUGUGUGGGAAGGUGUUUGCAAUGUCAUCAAAUCUUAAGACCCACCAGAAAACACACACAGGAGAGAAACCUUUUAAGUGCACUCUGUGUGGGAAGGCGUUUGCACAGUCAUCAACUCUUCAGACCCACCAGAGAAUACACACAGGAGAUAAACCCUUCAAGUGCAGUGUGUGUGAGAAGGCGUUUUCAGAUUCAUCUAAUCUUCGACGACACCAGAGAACACACACAGGAGAUAAACCCUUCAAGUGCAGUGUGUGUGGGAAGACAUUUUUAGAUUCAUCUACUCUUAAACAGCACCAGAGAACACACACAGAAGAGAAACUCUUCAAGUGCAGUGUUUGUGGGAAAGCGUUUGCACAGUCAUCAAAUCUUAAAAAACACCAGAGAACACACAAGCAUCAGAAAAUCCACAAGAAGUGUAAUCUGAAAUCAGCUUGUGAAAGUCAAAGUGCUGCAAUGACCCCAUUGUGCAUGAAACAAGAACCAGAAGACAAUCCCAGCCUGGACACUUUGAAAGGUAUCAAGGUGAAAUAUGAAGAGGCGAAAGUGAAAUGUGAAGAAGUAACAGUGAAGAGCGUAGAAGUGAAGGUUAAAUUUGAAGAUUAUUCAACUCCAAAAUCGGACCUUCACAUAGAUGGAGGCAGUGUGAAACAGGAACUAAAUUCUGACUGUGAGGCAGAGCGAGGCAACUCCCAUGAGUUUGUGGAUGUGGAGGUGUGGGUGGACUUCUUAGACAAUACAAAGUCAAAUGGAGACCAGGUAGAUGUGCAAGCUUCAGACAAUUAAGCUCCAAUGGAUGCACCUUUGUCACAGGCCUUUCUAAUGAAUAUAAUGUGAAGUUGAACACUCAAUUUCUAGGUUCAAACUGCAGUGUAAGCGUGGCCAGUAUUUGUGAACCUGUGGGUUGGGGUGAUCUCUAACCAGGAGUGACUCAAGUGUUUUGUAUCAUAUCUCAUCUUAGACACUCGAUGGGUGCCCAUUAUGGGCAUCUGCCCCUGUGUGCCACGUGGAUAUGAGUUUGUAAGUCGGGGGAGAUGAUAAUAUGCCAGUCGGAUUUGAACCUUGAACCUCUGCAAUAAAUAGAGAAUGUACUACUACUUGGCUUCCCUCUGAGAGUGCUGCACAUAUAGGCCUCAUCUCCGCAGAGAUCAACUUGUAAAUACGUUGCAACGUGACGCAGUACAUUUCAGUAUAGUAAUAAAAUGUUGCCAAUGUGCCCUUUGAUUAUUUUGAAUCAUAAUUGAAAGAAUACCUGUCUGAUUUUGUACGUACAUACAACAUUUUGUGUAUUAAUGUCAAACAUGGAAUAUGUGCUGUCAGGACAAAGUAUCUGUUUUGGUGGUAACCUGUACAAAAACUCACGUGAGAGCUGUUAUUUUUGUGAUACGAGUCAAAGGGUAUUUUUGUGAAUCAGGACGCAUCUGACUGGGGCAACUCAUUGUCUUUGAAAUCGGGAGCAUAGUCGGAUCAUUCAUCAGUUAAGGUAUGCCACUUAUAAGUUACGUAUAGGAGAUACAUUCUCCACAAGAACACUAAUUAUCAUUUUGUGUUACGUAUACAUUUUGUCGAACUGAGACUUGAAAUGGACCUUGCCGAUGAACAUCAGUUGAAGCAAGCCGGACUGUUGAGACAUUGUACACCAAAACCAGUCCACAGGUGGCUUGUACUGAACACAUAUGUAGUGCCAUAAGAAAGGGGGGGCUGCUGGGGGCUCUAGGAUCCUAGGCAGAUAAGCCCUCGGCGCGAGGCGCUAGAAUCCCAGGCACCCCAAACAGUUGAGUCCUUUGGCGCCACCAACGGGGGGGGGGCUGUGCGUGCUCUGUGGGAUAUCUGGGGGCGCACACAACCCCACCCCUCGUUCGUUGGGGACGAGGCAUAAAAGGGCAGCUCCCUGGCCGAUCGGGGCCAGUUGCAGCUCAAGACCCAAGAUCAGCCAGCUUAGUACCCUGGACCCCCUCGUCCCACUUGUCCUUGUAUGGGCCGGGACGUUGUGAGGGCCAGUGGUGGGACUCUGGGACUCCCGGCUCUACGUCCUUGUAAGGGCGAGUUCCGAGGAAGCCAGAGUCCAGACCCGCACCUUGGCUGGGUCGGGUCAAUUAGCCUCCCCUAGGGUAAUUGCAGCCGGAGGACCCCAGAGCGUAGCCAGAGUAGUGUAUCUAGGCUGUAACAGAGUAUCAGGACUGUUGGAGUGUUGUAUUGUAAUAAAGAAGAUACCUCUACAAGUGUCUCCGGAACCCAUUACACAUGCAUUCCUAAAAGGCCGUGGUAUUUAUAGUUUGUGUAAAACAUUCCUCUGUUUCGUGUAGAGAACGUUGAAUGAAAGAUGUUUGCCGAUCUGUUUUUUCUCAAGGAGGUACUUUAAAGAGCACAUUUGAAGGCAUCGUGGAUUUUUGUUACAGAUUUGUAUUCUAGCCUAGGUUUUAUUGAAUUUUAAAUUCUAUUCAAAUAAAACUUUAGAUAUAUCUGUCUGCAUUGAUAUCCCACCUUGUUUACCACAUGUUUACCUAAAUAUGUAGACGCUCCCUCUGAAGACGUCACCUCAAAUUAACGAGUGGGUUACGUCAGGGCCUCCCCCUCUCUCUGGCUUGUGAUGUCACCAAGAGCAGAACUCGUCUCCACGGAAUCUAACGACUGCACUGUCUUGGAAUGCAUUUACACAGUAAUCAAAUCUUCACAACUGCCAGGGAACACACAUUAAAAACCACUUAAUGUACAAUUGGAAGGCCUUUUGAAUUGUCUUGAAACUGAAACACGUGUAAGGAGGUCUUCAAGGAGCAGAGUCUGAGAUUGACGUGUGAAAUUUGAAGUUCCAUAAGCCGAUCGUUUGUGAUGCAAGGACCCAAUAAAGAGGGCAGCUGGGAAACGUCACCAUUCGUGAAGGUGACCUGUGAAGGCUCUAGGGUUUGACUUCCAGGUCACUAAUGG